Molecule: messenger RNA, 2928 nt
Organism: Striga hermonthica
Lineage: Eukaryota; Viridiplantae; Streptophyta; Magnoliopsida; Lamiales; Orobanchaceae
Source: the annotation of a GenBank genome assembly
AUGGGGAAUGAUGAAAUGGAUGUAGGUCUUUCUGAAAAUGUUAAGAAUGUUGCCGUUGAUGAGGAGUCAGCUUUUCAGGAGUCUAAUGAGGUGGGUAAUAGCACGGCACUUGAUUUUGAUGGAGAAAUUGGAAGGAACAGUGGUAAGAGGUUAGCUACUGAUGGCGAAGCAAGCAGAGAUUUCACGACGUGCAUAAAUGGUGUUGAGGCAAGUUGGGUUGCUGUUGGUGGUAGUGGAAGUCAGGAAGGGAAAUUGGAUGUUGAUUUGAACUUGGGUUUGGGUUUGGAGCCUUCAUCAUCAUCAUUGGCACCAGCAUCUGUAAUGGGAAGAGCAAUUUGCAAUCUUGAGCAGAGUAAACGGCUCAAGAUUCAAUCUUUUUCUCUGGAUUGGGGCAGCGAUUCUGAGGAAAAAAUCCGUCCAACUGCCCCGGUGAAUGAGAAGAUUGUCACUGGGGAUGUGCCUGAUUUGUGUGUUGCUAAAAAUGGUGAUACAAAUAAUAGUGAUGAGUUACGAACGAGCGAUUUUUCAGGAAUCCGGAUGGAUCUUACUGAUGACUUGCUGCAUAUGAUUUUCUCCUUCUUGGACCACAUUGAUCUUUGUUUCGCUGCAAGUGUCUGUCGUCAAUGGAGGGAUGCAAGUUCUCAUGAAGAGUUUUGGCGUUACUUGAAUUUUGAGAAUCGACCCAUAUCUGAACGUCAAUUUCGGAGCAUGUGUCGACGAUAUCCAAAUGCUACUGCAGUUAAUGUUUAUGGUACCCCUGCUAUCAAUCAACUUGGGAUGAAAGCAAUUUGUUUAUUAAGACAUCUUGAGGUCUUAAUCCUAGGCAAAGGCCAACUAGGCGAGAACUUUUUUGAAAUGCUCAGUGAUUGUCAUAAGUUGAGGAGUUUGACCAUCAAUGAUGCUACUCUGUGUGGUGGCACUCAGGAUGUAUUUGUUGAUCAUGAUAGCUUACGUGAUCUUCAGAUUGUGAAGUGUCGCAUUCUUCGAGUUACCAUCAGGUGCCCCCAACUCGAGACCUUGUCUCUGAAGAGAAGUAGUAUGCCUCAUGCUGUUCUUAGCUGCCCUCUUUUGCGUGAUCUUGACAUUGCAUCUUGUCACAAGCUCUCAGAUGCCGCAAUUCGUGUGGUAGCAACCUUUUGCCCGCUCUUGGAAUCUUUGGAUAUAUCAAAUUGUUCGUCCAUCACUGACGAAACAUUACGAGAAAUAGCUUCGUCUAGUGGAAAUCUUCGUUUUCUUGAUGCUUCAUACUGCCCGAUUAUCGCUCUUGAAGCUGUGGUGCUGCCCAUGUUGACAGUUCUGAAGCUACACAGCUGUGAGGGCAUUACUUCAGCCUCAAUGGCUGCUAUAAGACGUAGUUCUAUGCUGGAGGUUCUUGAGCUUGAUAAUUGCAGUUUAUUGGCGUCAGUGUCUUUGGAUCUCCCGCGACUACAAAAGAUAAGGCUUGUUCAUUGCCGCAAGUUAGUAGAUUUGAAUUUGAGGAGCAGUGUGCUGUACUCAGUUACAGUUUCGAAUAGUCCCUCUCUCCGAAGGAUCAGCAUUGCAUCGGCUGCUCUUAGAAAAUUAGUGUUGCAAAAGCAAGAAAGUCUGACCACGUUAGCAUUGGAAUCCCCUUGUUUGGAAGAAGUAGACCUGACCGAGUGUGAAUCCUUGAAGAAUUCUAUUUGCGAAGUAUUCAAUAGUGGUGGAGGCUGUCCUGCAUUGAAAUCAUUGAUUCUUGAUAGUUGUGAGAGCUUGACAGAAGUGAGAUUGUGCAGUACGUCUUUGGUUAGUGUUUCACUCGGUGGUUGUCGUGCAAUGAAAUCUCUUGAUCUCAGCUGCCCACAUCUCAAGGGUAUCUCGUUAGAUGGAUGCGAUCAUCUCGAGAGAGCAAAAUUUACACCUGUUGGUCUCAAGUCCUUAAAUCUGGGCAUAUGUCCUAAAGUAAAUCUACUUUAUCUUGAAGCUCCCGAGAUGGCGUCUCUUGAGUUGAAAGGAUGUGGUGUGUUAUCUGAGGCGUUUAUUGACUGCCCACUUCUUACAUCUCUGGACGCGUCUUUUUGCAGCCAACUCAAGGAUGACUGUUUAUCGGCUACAACUUUAUCUUGCCCGCUUAUUGAUUCGUUGGUGCUGAUGUCAUGUCACUCUGUGGGCCCUGAUGGACUUUGGUCUCUGAGCUCCCUUCGGAGCUUGACCUACCUUGAUCUGUCCUACACCUUUUUGGUUCAUUUGCAGCCUGUUUAUGACUCCUGUUUAUAUUUGAAGGUUCUGAAACUGCAAGCAUGCAAAUACCUUAGCGACACAUCUUUGGAGCCUCUCUACAAAAGCAACGCCCUUCCAUCACUCUAUGAACUCGACUUGUCUUACGACUCCCUUUGUCAGUCGGCAAUAGAAGAAUUACUCGCUUGCUGUGAACGUUUGACCCACAUCAGCUUGAACGGUUGUGUGAACAUGCACGACUUGGAAUGGGGAUCCCGAAUGGAGAAUUUGUCCUCAAGGAACACUAUUUCUGGAUCAGACGAGUCUUUUCCAGAAGAUGUGGACCGAGCCAAUCGGCUGCUGCAAAACUUGAACUGUGUUGGCUGCCCGAAUAUCAAGAAAGUGGUUAUUCCUCCUAUGGCAGGAUGCGUACACCUGUCGACCUUAAACCUCUCCCUCUCGUACAACUUGAGGAAGGUCGAUUUAUCAUGUCGUAAUUUGUUGGUUCUUAAUUUGAGCAAUUGCUACUCCUUGGAGAUUCUGAAGCUCCACUGCCCAAAAUUGAGCAGUCUUUUUCUUCAGUCCUGUAACAUCAACGAGGAUGCCAUUGAAGCUGCCAUAAGGGACUGUAAUAUGCUCGAGACACUUGAUAUCCGCUUUUGCCCAAUGGUGAUAUCUACAGGGAGCAUGGCGAGGUUACGUGCUUCGUGCCCGAGCUUGAAGCGUAUAUUCAACAGCCUCGUAGCAGCAUGA